This is a messenger RNA of Cylicostephanus goldi, 495 nucleotides long. Lineage: Eukaryota; Metazoa; Nematoda; Chromadorea; Rhabditida; Strongylidae. The record is from the annotation of a GenBank genome assembly.
AUGGAUGAUGAUGCUAGCUAUUCGUGUUCCACUACGGUUGGUGCAACGAUUGAAAUCGAUGAUGAAGUAGUUCAGGGUUUCAUUGCUAAGGAAGUGGGAACCAAAAAGCGUGGACCUUGGAUACGACCACCUCUGAGAUUAGAAGAUGUACGACUGCGCUGUCCUGACUCUUUGAGAAUUCGAGACAUCCGAGAUGAAGUGUUGUCGUUCCUGUGCUCACAUCUUAAUCUUCCCUCUUAUGGAUCCUUGAAAAAUUGGGAUUCAGUUGGCAUACAAUUAGGAAUGAAUGACUCCGAGAUAGUCUCACUUCGACAUGAUCCUCGACCAAUGGAAGCAGUGUUGAAAAGAUGUCGAGAUCGACCAGCUAAGGACCUUGUGAAAGCUCUACAGAAUUGUAAACGAGUUGAUUUGCUUUAUUCUUUGCGCAAGUUCCAACGGCAAGGAAAGCUGGAGAAGCCUAUAGAAGAAAUCACAUCUUCAAAUGUAAUUACGUGA